This is a messenger RNA of Menidia menidia (Atlantic silverside), 1706 nucleotides long. The record is from the annotation of a GenBank genome assembly. NCBI's taxonomy places the organism in Eukaryota, Metazoa, Chordata, Actinopteri, Atheriniformes, Atherinopsidae.
UGUGACUUCCUGGUUUCUUGCAAGGAAAGCGUUCUCAGUUAACUGUGCAUCCUCUGCUCUCUUUUGAACAUUUUUGGCAUUUGAAGCUCCUGGAACCUGACUUUGCACCUCCUAUAUGCUGGUUAGAGGUUUUCAGGAGAUGUAGAGUGCUGACUGGUGGGAGGCAAAGCACCUAUGCUGAGAAAAAUGAAACCAAACGGUACACACAUCCAAACCACUCACGGCUAGAAGAAAAGGACUUUCUCGUCAAAGAAGAUAUGGCCACAUGUAGCAGUUUCCUGUCCGAAGAUCAGAUCCUGUGCUCGAUCUGCCUGGAUGUCUUCACCGAGCCGGUUUCUAUCCCAUGUGGACACAACUUUUGCAAGUCCUGUCUCACCCAGCACUGGGCAAACAAGGAUCAAUGUCAGUGUCCACUGUGCAAAGAAAAGUUCAAAAAAGGGCUCCAACUUUGCAUCAACACGGCAUUCAGGGAUGUUGUGGAAAGUUUCAAGAAACAUCAAGUCACAGGCAUAUCGUCAAUAAAACCUGGACAGGUGCCCUGUGACUGCUGUCCUAGCAACCUGUUCCCAGCUUCUAAAACCUGUUUGGUGUGUCUGACUUCUUUUUGUGAAACACACCUGGAGCCUCAUUUGAGGGUUGAAGCUUUAAAAACACACAAACUGACCAAUCCUGUGCACAACUUGGAGGACAAAAUCUGCAAGAAACACAAUCGGAUAUUGGAGUCUUUCUGCAGAUAUGAUCACACUCGUGUUUGUGACCUGUGCACAGAACACACCGAUCACCAUAUGGUCUAUUUAGACGAAGAGUAUGUCGACAAAAAGGCUCAGUUGGAAAACCAGGCAGCUGUUUUUCAGAAAACCAAACAGAUAUGGGGCAAGAAGAAGAGAAGGAAUGCCAGAGGUUGGAAACGAGCAAACCAGGUAGCUCUUAAUCAGUCCCCACAGCUGUACGCCAGUCCAGACCAUCAUAUCUGUGGAUAUUCGUACAUUCCCCAAAAUAGGCAGACCAAUGAGAAUGGACUGGUGCUCUUCUUCGAUGCCAGUUACGCCAUCCUCAUGUUAUCUUUUGUUGGCUGCAAAUUCAAUGAGACAAUUUUCUUUAUCUUGCCAGGCCAUUUUGAGAAUGUAAGUUGGGUGCAGAGGCAGAGGAGGUGGCUUUGGCCGCUGUGCUUAUUGUGUUUUAUUGUUCUAUUGUUUUUUUUAUUUGGUAAUUUGGAAGUUUAAAGGUUGGACAGUAGGGAGCAGUUCAAGCAGAUUUGGAUGCAUUGAAUAUUCUCAUAAAAAUGACAGACCAAGCUGCUUGAUAAAAAAAAAAAUCCAGAGCCUACAGGAUAAUUUUACCAUAUCACAUAUACAAUAUAUGCCAGGUAAUUUUAGUUAACAUGAUUAUAAUCUUUCUGUACAAAGGACAUUAAAAUAACGUUUAGGUGCAAUAUAGAUAUAUAUUUGUAAAUAAUCAGUUUAGAUUAAAUGCAUGCCGCAAUGUUCUACCAUUAGUCUGCGAGUGUAAUUUGCUGAUUUAUUUGUUGUUAGGUGGGUGGAGGGGUUAAAAGAUCUGUUGAGCUUUAUUGAACAAAAUGCUAAGCCUUUAUAAACAAUAGAUUUCACAAUUUUUCAUAAGCAAAUAUUAUAUGUGUUUUCAUUGAAAUGUACUAUUACAAUUUAAAUGAAUUUUCAAUGUUUCAUUGAUGUGACCCAAAAUAAAUA